UCUGCCAGCGCCGGCUCUUUAUUGGAGGGAGGCUUUGUCAAUCUGUGGCCGGGCGAGCCCCACUCGCCGGCAAGCCGCUUCCAAGAUCUGAUUCCCGAGCCGUGGCUGAUGGCAAUGGGCAGCGGCGGCGGCGGCGGCGGAGAGAAGAAAGUUUGCGCGACUUGGGCGCCGGGUCCUUCAUGCCUGGGGCAGCGGGCGACUGUGGGAGCCGGCGGCCGGGCGGGCAACUGACUGGGCAUUUGCUGCUGCAAAGUUUCCUGCAGCUCUUUUAACCCACCAGGAUCUUAAAUACCCCCUUUCCCUCCCCUCCACCACCACCACCUCCCCUUCUAGGUAGGCGAGAGAUCUUUUUUAACUCCGUGCCCGCAUGGGAACGGACUGACUGGAGCGUUCCGUUUUGGUGAAGGUGGCGGGGGGUGGGGGGCAGGGUUUCUUUUUUUCUUUUCUUUUUCUUUUUUUUUUGCCUUCACUCUUUUUUUAAAUUCUUCUCGCUGGUUUCCUGGCUCCCCGGACCUGCGCGGAGCUAUAUGGAGGGAUCUCAGGAUGGUUUGCACCAGGAAGACGAAAACUUUAGUGUCCACUUGCGUGAUCCUGAGCGGCAUGACUAACAUCAUCUGCCUGCUCUACGUGGGCUGGGUCACCAACUACAUUGCCAGCGUCUACGUGAAAGUGCAGGAGCCGAUGGCGGAGAAAAAGUUGGAGGACGACAAAGGGGACACUUUAAGGAUUAUAGAAAGGCUGGACCACUUGGAGAAUGUCAUCAAACAGCACAUCCAAGAAGCACCACCUAAACCAGAAGAAAACCCUGCAGAAGCUUUCACGGACUCAUCCCUCUUUGCUCAUUGGGGCCAGGACCUUAGUCCUGAGAACAGACGUAUUGCCCUUAAACAGUUCCAGUAUUAUGGCUACAAUGCUUACCUAAGUGAUCGCCUGCCACUGGAUAGGUCACUGCCUGACCUCAGGCCUAAUGGGUGCAAAAACCUCACAAUUCCUGACAGCCUUCCUGAGGUCAGUAUUGUUUUCAUAUUUGUUAAUGAAGCCCUGUCAGUGAUUCUGCGCUCCAUUCAUUCUGCUAUUGACCGGACUCCUCCCCACCUGCUCAAAGAAAUUAUUUUAGUUGAUGACAACAGUAAUAAUGAGCAUUCCCAAACUUUGGAGAUGUUGGGAUUUUUGGAAGCUCUACCAGAGGAACUCAAGGAGAAGCUGAAGGAGUAUGUUGAUGAGGUGAACACAAGAAAGCCUGGUUUCAUCAAGGUGGUCCGGCAUAGCAAGCAGGAAGGCCUGAUCCGGUCUCGAGUUAGUGGAUGGAGAGUGGCUACUGCACCGGUAGUUGCUCUCUUUGAUGCCCAUGUGGAAUUCAAUGUGGGAUGGGCUGAACCAGUGCUCACCAGGAUAAAGGAAAACAGAAAAAGGGUCAUUUCUCCCUCAUUUGAUAACAUCAAGUAUGAUAAUUUUGAAAUAGAGGAGUAUCCCCUAUCUGCACAGGGGUUUGACUGGGAGCUGUGGUGCCGAUACCUAAAUCCUCCAAAAUCAUGGUGGAAGCUGGAAAACUCAACUGCUCCAAUAAGAAGUCCAGCACUGAUUGGGUGUUUCAUAGUAGACAGGCAAUAUUUCCAAGAAAUUGGCUUGCUUGAUGAAGGCAUGGAAGUCUAUGGAGGAGAAAAUGUGGAACUUGGGAUCAGGGUCUGGCAAUGUGGAGGCAGCGUUGAAGUUCUCCCUUGCUCUAGGAUUGCCCAUAUCGAAAGAGCCCAUAAGCCGUACACUGAAGACCUCACUGCCCAUGUCCGAAGAAAUGCAUUGAGAGUAGCUGAAGUCUGGAUGGAUGAAUUUAAAAGCCAUGUUUACAUGGCAUGGAAUAUCCCCCAAGAGGAUUCUGGAAUUGACAUUGGUGAUAUUUCUGAGAGGAAGGCCCUGAGGAAAAAGCUCCAAUGCAAGACCUUUAGGUGGUAUCUUGUUACUGUGUAUCCGGAAAUGAGGAUGUACUCGGACAUCAUCGCCUAUGGGGUGCUGCAGAAUUCCCUAAAAAGUGAUUUGUGCCUUGAUCAGGGGCCAGACACAGAAAAUAUUCCAAUCAUGUAUAUCUGCCAUGGAAUGACACCACAGAAUGUUUAUUAUACAAGUAAUCAGCAGAUCCAUGUGGGUGUUCUGAGUCCCACUAUUGAUGAUGAUGACAACAGAUGCCUGGUGGAUGUGAACAGCAGGCCCAGACUCAUUGAAUGCAAUUAUGCCAAAGCCAAGAGAAUGAAGCUUUACUGGCAAUUUACUCAGGGAGGUCCAAUCCAGAAUAGAAAAUCCAAGCGUUGCCUGGAGCUGCAAGAAAACAGUGAAAAUGAAUUUGGAUUUCAACUGGUUCUUCAAAAAUGCACUGGCCAGCGCUGGUCUAUAACAAAUGUACUGAAAAGCUUGUCAUCGUAAGAGAUUAUAGGAAUAUCUUCUCCUUGAUCCUUUUGCUACUGUGUAGCAAAUGUUGCAAUGUUGCCUGCUGUACUGUCUUUUUUUCUUUCCCCGUUGAUUCUUUUUUUGCGUGUGUGUGGAAGUGAGGUUUGUGGGCUGAACGUAGAGAUUUUUAUUUCAUAAUGAUGUUUUCAUGCCAUUACUAGAGACGCUGAAUGACAGGUGAUGGUAGCUAUCCUAAAAUAUUUUGCAAAUGUAAAUAGGAAAUAAAUGGAUAAUAUUUAUAACUUGGACAAUAAACUUUUAUUGAUUAAAAAAAAA
Messenger RNA from Alligator mississippiensis (American alligator), 2715 nucleotides. RefSeq names its product polypeptide N-acetylgalactosaminyltransferase 18 (gene GALNT18). The coding region runs from base 544 to 2415 and encodes 623 amino acids. NCBI's taxonomy places the organism in Eukaryota, Metazoa, Chordata, Crocodylia, Alligatoridae. The record is from RefSeq and is a predicted model, not a curated record. Gene Ontology annotation, cellular component: Golgi apparatus. The transcript is spliced from 12 exons.